AUGGCAGACCUGACCUUCACACUGAACACAGGGCACAAGAUCCCAGCCAUCGGCUACGGCACAUGGCAAGCCGCACCUGGCGAGGUCGCAGAGGGCGUGUACCAUGCCCUGAAGUCGGGGUACCGCCUGAUUGACGCUGCCUACUGCUAUGGCAACGAGACAGAGGUGGGACAGGGUCUCGCGCGCGCCUUCAAGGAGGGCAUCGUGAAGCGGGAGGAUAUCUUUGUCGUGACCAAGGUUUGGACAACCUACAACACCCGUGUAGCCCUUGGUCUCCAGAAGUCUCUCGACGCCCUCGGCCUCGACUACGUCGACCUGUACCUCCUCCACUGGCCGCUCCUGAUGAACCCCGAGGGCAACGACGACAAAUUCCCCAAGCUGCCCAACGGCGAGCGCGACAUCAUCCGCGAGGGGUAUCACCACACAGACACGUGGAAGCAGCUGACGGCACUGGACAAGACCAAGGCGCGCGCGGUGGGCGUCUGCAACUACAGCAAGAGGUACCUCGAGGAGCUGCUUGCUGCCGGGGGCACCGUGCCAGCCGUCAACCAGAUCGAGAACCACCCGGCGCUGCCGCAGAACGAUAUUGUGGGAUUCUGCAAGGAGAAGGGCAUUCAUAUCAUGGCCUAUAGCCCGCUGGGAUCGACGGGCGGGCCGCUGUUCAAGGAGGAGAAGGUGAUCAAGGUUGCCCAGAAGCACGGAGUUGACCCUGCGGCAGUGCUGUUGAGCUGGCAUAUCCCCCGUGGAACUACCGUCCUGGCGAAAUCCGUGACACCGGCGCGCAUCGAGGCGAACCUGAAGCUCGUCAAGCUGGAUGAUGAGGACAUCAAGCUGCUGAACGGGUACGGCGAGGAGUUGGAGAAGACGGGCAAGGUGCAGCGGUUUGUGUACCCACCUUUUGGUGUCGACUUUGGCUUCCCAGACAAGUCAUAA
This is a messenger RNA of Cryphonectria parasitica EP155, 933 nucleotides long. Its product is annotated as Aldo/keto reductase. Gene Ontology annotation, cellular component: cytosol. NCBI's taxonomy places the organism in Eukaryota, Fungi, Ascomycota, Sordariomycetes, Diaporthales, Cryphonectriaceae. The record is from RefSeq and is a predicted model, not a curated record. The coding region runs from base 1 to 933 and encodes 310 amino acids. The transcript has 4 exons. Gene Ontology annotation, molecular function: aldose reductase (NADPH) activity.